GAGCAUUUCAUGCCUAUACUAUAUAUACCACAUCUUCAUGUGCCAUUAUAGAUUACCGCCAAGUUUGAAAUCCAAUCAAAUCGAAAUCCAAAGAAGAAUACAUGGAGGGGAAGAGACAGGGGAUGAAUGAGCAAGAGGGAAGAGACCGGGAAGCUCGGUACAGGGGGAUUCGAAGACGGCCAUGGGGUAAAUUUGCUGCAGAGAUUCGAGACCCUUCAAGAAAUGGGGCUCGCCUUUGGCUUGGAACAUUUAAUACAGCAGAAGAGGCUGCAAGGGCUUAUGACAGAGCCGCUUUCGCUUUCCGUGGCCAUUCAGCCAUUCUCAACUUUCCCAAUGAAUUCCGGUAUCAGAACUCCAACUCCUUGCCAGCUUCUUCUUCUUCCCUUCCUGGUGCUGUCAUUGAAAUUGAAAAUGGUUUGGGUACAAGGCAAGAACGUGAAGUUAUAGAGUUUGAGUAUUUGGACGACAAGUUGUUGGAAGAGCUCCUUGGUAUAGAAGAGAAUGGACAGGGAAACAACACCCAAUAAUUUUUAAUUAAGAGUUCUUCACUAAUUUGUUUCAUUUUAAUUCUUUCUCUAAUUUUUGUUAUUUUAUGUAAAAUUGCAGCACUUUGAAGUUCUUCUUGGUUCUUGUUCUUUGAUUAUUCCACUUUGAAGCUUAACUUUUUUUGGCCAGUCACUUUUCUUCUAUCCUUUUAUGAUUCUAUGUUUGAUCAAGAUGAAUCACAUAUUUGAGUAUUUCA
Ziziphus jujuba (common jujube) is the source of this 742-nucleotide messenger RNA. Its product is annotated as ethylene-responsive transcription factor ERF098. NCBI's taxonomy places the organism in Eukaryota, Viridiplantae, Streptophyta, Magnoliopsida, Rosales, Rhamnaceae. The coding region runs from base 102 to 527 and encodes 141 amino acids. Gene Ontology annotation, molecular function: DNA-binding transcription factor activity; DNA binding. The transcript has a single exon. The record is from RefSeq and is a predicted model, not a curated record. Gene Ontology annotation, biological process: regulation of DNA-templated transcription; ethylene-activated signaling pathway.